AUUUCGCGCACGCGCCCACGCUCCCCAGCACGCUGCUGUGCGCGCUUCUUCACGCGCACUCUCUCAAACAGCGCGCAUCAAAGCCACUUACGCCAAGCCAGACAGGAAGAAAAGAAGAAGCUGCUCUGUCCUGCAGGAAUAUAUGAGAGGACGAAGAUGAGCUGAUCUCUAUGGCAGACAUCAGACCUAAUGGUUGUACCAUCGCCCAUCCAGGCGACCCACUGUGAGUGAAAAUAAUUAAACGAGAGGACGGGAGAUGACAAAGCAGCUUGGAGCGUCGCUGCUCGCCCUGUCGGCGCUUCUUCUAUUCCCGUUAAUUCAACAAACAGCAUCCUCAUCAUCAUCAUCAUCAUCAUCACCAGCUGCAGCGACAUCAGAGGCGAGAGGCAACCGGAGUCAUGACAGCAGGCCAUCGGCUCACAUUAGAGACAUGAGAAGCAGACGCCACAAUGCCUCCAUCAUUCCUGAGAAGCUGGGGGGUCUGCUGAGGCACAAACCAGAGGAGGGGGUGUCACCGAUGUGUGCCUACAGGGUGAUAGAGGGAGGCAUUUUUGGGCAGCUAUGUUUUCGACGCACGCUUUUUGGGUACAUGUGCAAUAAGGAGGACUGCAGGACGCGAGUGGCUUUGGGAAGCCUGGUGGCAAACCUCCUCAUCAACGGCAGCGUACUGUUACAGUGGACCCAUAAGGCAGGCAAUAACACCAAAGAGAGACUUUCCGAACACUCCCGAGAUUCUGGUCCAGAUUUAUCAAAUGCAGAAACCUCUCCAUUAAAAUCUGUUUUCGGGGAGCGACACCAGCGCGCAGGCUUCGAGCUGAGCUGCUGGUGGAACGGCAGCUACACCCAGUUUGAGUGCGCCAGCGCGCAGCUGGCUGCGGGCUGCAGGGACUACAUGCUGUCCGAGCUGCAUGAGAACAUCCCCUAUCGGAUCUGCCUGCGCAGUCUGGGCCGCUCUGGACCGGAUCGCACAGCAGACAAGCCUGACUGUGUGGAGUUCACGCUGCCGUCGUCCGGAAUGCAGGACAUUGUGAUUGCCAUGACGGCGGUAGGGGGCGCUAUCUGCGUGAUGUUGGUGAUCAUUUGUCUGCUGGUGGCCUACAUCACAGAAAACAUUAUGAGCCCCGCUACGCAGCACACCUACUCCUACCGCACACAUUCACGUCACUGAUGGAAUAAGGACACAAACAUAGUCACAAAUGUAUUUAUUUGUAUGUUUACGACACAGGUGCUUCUCAAUAAAUUAGAAACUCAAAUUUAAAAAGGGAAAACAUUCUUGGUGAUCAUGACGCACGGCAAAUAAAAAGUCCAAUAAUGUAUCUAAGAAUACACAUGGAAAGUUUAGUGGAAGGGAAAACUGUUAAUAUUUCCCAAGCAAGUUGAAGGAAUUGUAAUCUCAGUUUAUUCAAGAUAAAUUAAUAAAUAAAUACCAAAUCACAUACAUUGGGCCUCCUCUGAAACAGAGGCAACGUCAGAAAAGGCUGGUUCUUAGUGCCCAACGUUUUUUCUUUUAAUUUCUAAAUAAAUAUUAAACGUUAUUUGGGAGUCAAGUCGCUCUAAUUCAAGCUGCGUGAGAUCCAGCCUAGCUCCCACCGUUACAUUCAAGCAGCCAUUUUGGAGAACGUUACACUGAACAAAAAAUAAUGCAACCUUUUUUGGCAUUUACUUAAUCAUAAUUUGUUACUUUAACACAACUGUUUUAUGUCCUACCCUGCUAACAUGAAAUAAUUGUGUUAAGUAACUGAAUAUGAAUAAGUAAAUGCCAAAAAACGGUUGCAUUAUAAAUCGAUUUUCCAGCAGGACAGAGCUUCUUCCUGUGCUGCCAAAAAACUAAAAACUCCAGGUGUAAUGGCCAUGGUAUCGCUGUGACGGAUCAGGCCGCUUGCCUGAUGUACAGAUGUAAAGGAAGGUUAUAAGAAACACAGGAGCAAGCUAUGAAUAUAUCCAGAUCGCCUCUAUUCACGGAGAAAAGAAAAAGGAGUCAUUAACAAUUGUGUAGUACAUGGAAAUACUUUUAUGUUGAGAAUUGAAACUCCCAAUUUUUGGUUUUAUCUAACGAUAACAUUUUCAUUCGCUGUAAGCCUUCAUCACCAAUGUAAACAGACCUAAUAUUUGAUCGCCCUAUAUGUAAAGAUUCCAUACAUGAGCUUGAAUUAUAAAAAUGAAUCAGUAAUAACUAUAUGUUUAUCCUUUUAUGACCAAAUUGAAGCACAAUCUGCUGUGGCUUUGCAAAUAACAUGCCUUUUCAACCUCUGCCAGGGUGCACUGAACCAAAAUUAUUGAUCAACUGUGUUUAGUUCACUGAUUUACUGUUAUGCCGUCGCUCAAGAUUGUUUCUCACCUGCCGUCAGGUGAUGUUUCUACAGCAAUACAAAUAGCCUCAAUAAAAGGCUUUGGAUAUAUUAAAAAGAAAAGUAUUUUUAGUAAAUCUGAGAGGGUGUCAAUGUUUUCGGAAAGAAAAAAACAAUUUAUCUAAGUUUGAUUUCUUUUCUCAUCUCUGGGUUUUGCUUGUAGGUCUGCAUAUAGUGUUUGUACAAUCUGUAAAGGGCAAUAGAAAACACUGUACAAUCUCUGAAUACUGUGGCAAACAUAUUUUAGCUAGAACAACUUUUUUGUCCCGCUGACUGCAAAUAAAGAACCAUGG
Molecule: messenger RNA, 2641 nt
Organism: Cyprinodon variegatus (sheepshead minnow)
Lineage: Eukaryota; Metazoa; Chordata; Actinopteri; Cyprinodontiformes; Cyprinodontidae
Gene: fndc10
Product: chromosome unknown open reading frame, human C1orf233
Exons: 2
Coding region: 257-1168 (303 amino acids)
Source: RefSeq, a predicted model, not a curated record